UCUAGCGCUAGCUGGUAGCUGGUAAUGAGUGAUGGCGUCCGCUGCGAUGGAUACCACGUAAAUAAAAAAGCAACACGGACAUUACUGUGGGUGCGUGACUGCGUGUCGAUAACGAGGCCGUUUUUGGAGAAGUAGAUUUAAAACAGUGUGUCAUUAUGGCGACUGGGAGCAGCGGCGGCGGAUUGGCGUCAAACCACGACGGUCAGGAGGCAGCAUCCAACUCGGCUCAGUGCGGAGCACCAGCGGCGCUCUCCAAUGUGCCAGCCUCUGGUCCUACUCCGUCUGGCUCCCCGCCUGUCCUCGGCCUCCACCGGGAGCCAAUGUACAACUGGCAAGCGACAAAGAGCUCCCUGAAGGAGCGCUUCGCCUUCCUCUUCAACAACGAGCUGCUCAGCGACGUCAGGUUCAUAGUCGGAAAAGGCAGACAGGCCCAGAGGAUACCGGCCCACAAGUUCGUCCUGGCCGCUGGCAGUGCCGUUUUUGAUGCCAUGUUCAACGGAGGGAUGGCCACGACUUCUGCUGAAAUCGAGCUGCCUGAUGUGGAGCCGGCCGCCUUCCUCGCGUUGCUCAGGUUCCUCUAUUCUGACGAGGUCCACAUUGGCCCGGAGACUGUGAUGACGACUCUGUAUACAGCUAAGAAGUAUGCGGUUCCUGCUCUGGAGGGUCACUGCGUGGAGUUCCUCACCAAACACCUCAGAGCUGACAACGCAUUUAUGCUUCUCACUCAGGCAAGGUUAUUCGAUGAACCCCAGCUUGCCAGCCUCUGCUUGGACACCAUCGACAAAAGCACUGCAGAUGCAAUAAAUGCAGAGGGAUUUACAGAUAUUGACCUCGACACCUUAUGUGCAGUGCUAGAAAGAGACACACUAAGCAUCAGGGAGAACCGUCUGUUUGGAGCGGUGGUCCGCUGGGCGGAAGCCGAAUGUUACAGACAACAGCUUCCUCUAACUGCGGAGAACAAACAGAAGGUUCUGGGGAAAGCCCUCCCGCUCAUCCGCUUCCCGCUCAUGACUGUUGAGGAGUUUGCUGCCGGGCCUGCCCAGUCUGGAAUAUUGUUCGAUCGGGAGGUGGUAAAUCUGUUUUUACACUUUACAGUAAACCCCAAACCACGGGUCGACUACAUUGACAGGCCUCGCUGCUGCCUCAGGGGGGAGGAGUGCAGCAUUAAUAGAUUCCAGCAGGUUGAGAGUCGAUGGGGGUACAGUGGUACCAGCGACAGGAUCAGAUUCAAUGUUAAUAGAAGAAUAUCCAUAGUGGGGUUUGGCUUGUAUGGUUCCAUACAUGGACCCACUGACUAUCAGGUCAACAUACAGAUCAUGGAGAGCGACAAGCGCAUCACACUGGGACAGAACGAGACGGGUUUCAGCUGUGAUGGCACAGCAAACACGUUCCGAGUGAUGUUCAAAGAACCCGUGGAAAUCCUACCCAAUGUCAGCUACACUGCAUGUGCCACCUUAAAGGGCCCUGACUCGCAUUACGGCACUAAAGGGUUCAAGAAAGUGACCCAGGAAUCAUCAACGGGGACCAAGACAACAUUUUUAUUUUUUAGUUCACCUGGAAAUAACAACGGCACAUCCGUGGAGGACGGGCAGAUACCAGAAAUCAUCUACUACACCUGAUCUUACCACAGUGUCAUUCAGGUACACUGAAACAAGGAGACCUCGGAUUGCUGGGAAGACUGGAUUGUACUUAGUGCCUCAUUAGCCCAUGGAAUAAUGAGUGUGUGUGAGUGUGUAUACGUGUGUGUAUGUGUGCUGUAUGAGAGUAUUUGUCUGUACAAUAUUGGUGUACAAACAUGAUCAGGAAUGUGGAAACAGCCGGAGCUGUGGGAAGAUCGCAGCUCUGUUGUCAAAAAAAAAAAAAAAAAGAAGCUUUUUGG
Archocentrus centrarchus (flier cichlid) is the source of this 1879-nucleotide messenger RNA. RefSeq names its product BTB/POZ domain-containing protein 1. The transcript has 8 exons. NCBI's taxonomy places the organism in Eukaryota, Metazoa, Chordata, Actinopteri, Cichliformes, Cichlidae. Gene Ontology annotation, cellular component: P-body; cytosol. Gene Ontology annotation, biological process: neurogenesis. The record is from RefSeq and is a predicted model, not a curated record. Gene Ontology annotation, molecular function: protein binding. Bases 156 to 1619 code for a protein of 487 amino acids.